ACUUACUCCCGGAUGUGACGUCGCCAUUGUUUUUGAAAAAGCGGCGGUUUAAUUGUUUAGCAUCUCGUGAGGCGAAUGGAAAGUCUUUUUUCUGUAAAAGUUUUCCGGGACCACAACUAAACGGCUGUGAACUCCUUUGCGGCAUGUUGGCCAUGCAGCCCCAGCAGUCUUCAAAGGAGAGAGGGCUUCUGGGCAGACUGUGUGCUGGAGACAGGAAACUAGAGGGGAAGACCUUCUACCUGGACAAUGUGAAGAAACGCCCCACCACCCUGCUGCUGGAGGCCGUAGGUCUUUUAGGAGGGAGGGUUGAGAGUUUCCUGCACAAAGAUGUAACCUUUGUUGUGACUGGAAGCCAAGAGAGCCUCCAAGAGGAGAAGAGUGUGGCUGCUAAAGGUGAAGGGAAGGGGACGGACGAAGGAAGCCAAAAUCUGGUGAAGAAGCCGGACGGUGGCCUCAGGAAAGACAAACAGCGACCGGCGACUCCUCGGCUGGCGGCUUGCGGCAGCCGAGGCAAGGCUCUUCUUGAGAAAGCCAUUUGCAACAAUGAGCGGAAGCAGAGGAGCAGCGUCUUGUCCAAUGCUCGAUCAUGGGGAGUCAAGAUUUUACAUGUGGACGAUGUCCUUUUAUAUCUGAGGCAUUUGACUCGAGAUAGCUUCAGUGCUAAACCUAAGAAGCCUGCAAAGUCAUCCACCAAACAAUGCUUGCCUGCUGUCAAAGCUACAGCUUUACGGGCUCCAUAUCUUAAAAUUGAAGACAUGAACCGGAAAUACAAGCCUCUGCAUAUGCAGUCUGUGGCCUUUCCCUCUCUGUACUUCUUGGGUCGGUUUAGUCCCUUUGAAUCUCCUCCUCCUCCUCUGUUUAAGGAGCACACGGCGCAAGAACACGUUAAAAAGAGGGAAAAUAAAGUUGAAAACAGCCUUAAGGAAAAAUCUCCCACCCCGCUCGGCUGUAAUCCUUCCCCUUGGCGACUGCGCAAAAAGGACACGUACUACUGCGAGUGUUGUCAUGAAACCUUUACCAAUCUGGAGGAGCAUUUACAGUCAGAUGUGCACCGUUCAUUUGCGCUUGACCCCUCAAACUACAGCGCUGUGGAUCGGCUCUUGGCUGAAAUGCUUCCAGGGUUUGACCCCGAUCCACCUCAGCAUUCAGAAGAACGACCACCAACUCCUCUGCCUACAGAUGAUGAUGAGCUAGAGCUGUGUCCUGACGUCGAAGUGGAGCAUGUGGUUCAGUUCCUCCGGCGAGACGAUUCGUCCUCCAGCCCUCGUAGUCCCAACGUUGCCCGAAGUCCGCCGCCUUGUAACCUGCCGACUCCAUCCGUGGAAUCAAAGUUCACAGGCCGAAACCUUUCCGGUCCACUGAGUGAGGAUCAGCCUGUUCAUACCGGAGCACAGCCAUACGCCGCUCACGUCCAGGCUCCGGCUUUAAGCCCCACCAUGCCCGUACUUACCAUCGAAGCACUCGACCAACAGCUGGAAGCCGCUUGUACCGACGCUCCGUGUCUCCUGUCAGACCCUUACUCUCUGCCGCCGGUGCUCAGCCCACAGGUUCCCCUUUCCCACGGCAUCGUGGAUCCUCCUUACCCAGAGCCCCCUAUCCUCAGCCCUCAGAAGUACAACUCGGAGGAGACUCUGGGAGCUCAGGCUUGUGAAAUGGACAUUGAGGAGAGCGGUUCGUCGCCGCUGCUCCCCACCUUGCUUCCGGUCUUUACGGCGGAGACCGGUUUUCAGAACGGAAGGGGUUCAAACCCACUUUGCGACAGAAGUUUAUCGUCUCCCACUCGGUCGUUAUGUAGAUCUAGGUCAUUCCCUCAGUUGUCCGCUGCGGCACCAAACCCUAAAAAGCGCUGCAGAUCGUCCAGCUCUGAACGGAGGAAGAGGAGGAAGACGAGUGAGGAAAGAAGUGGGUGGUGCGAACAAAGGCUUGGCCCGCUAGAACCUCAGAGUGACGGUAUGGCAGAUGUGGUGGACUGCUUAUUAUUUAGCAACGCGUCUUAUCCAGUAGGACGGCCUUGUCCUCAGGUGGCCCUCAAACAGACAUGUAACACGUUGUCCUUCUCGGCGAUCCGCAACUUCACUCCAACAAUGUUUCAAGUGGAUUCUGCUGCGGAUCGGCCGCCGUUCCUCCUCCCCUCAAGAGCAACAGACUUCAGUUUCCCUCUGGGUGACAAAACCCAAUGUGCGACCUCCAGUCGAGACUCUCAGAGUUCCCGUUUCCUCCCCGCGUCUUUCUGCAUCGAGCCGGCCCUCAUCCCAGACCUGGCAACGCGCUCCUCCGGGUCAUCGAACUCCGACUGGGACUGCGACCUUCUGUCACGGCUGGAUCCGGCGCCGGCGACCGCCGCCGAGCAGAACUACGAGCUGGACAAGGAGCUGCUCCACAGGCCGUGCACCUGGAUGAAGGACAGCAGCUACGAGUCCCACCUGCACACCGUCCUGCAGUCGUCGGCCCCGGCGGCGGCGGCGCUGUGCGGCGAGGACGUGGACUCUGCUACUUUCUCCAGAACUGUGGUUCAGAUCGUUGAGGUUCAGCACUGAGUACUUUGGGUUGUAAAACUGUUCUUUUUGUAAUAACUGGAUCAAUUUCCCGUGGAACGUAAAGCUUUAUUAAAUGUUUUUUACACUGAAUAAAUAUUUAGGCUUAUGAAGAUGCUAUUUUCAAAGGUGCUAAACACUUCCUGUUUUUGAUGAACUGCGUUUUCUAUGAUUUGAAACGUUUCUGACUUCUUCCCCUUUUAGUCCUGACUCUCUUAGUGCGUAGAUGUAAUAUUCUGUGUGUUUUGCUGACUGCGGUCGUUCUGCGUUUCUGUCCGGGAACACGCGGCGGUAUCGAGAGUUUAAUGAGGGAAAAGGGAGGGCAUUACUCAAUUACUCUAAGUGCUGCGCCUGGAUCAGAUCCCACGUGAGAUGUUGAUGGUGGAACAGGCGGCGUGUUCAUGGAGCUGAGGACACAAAGUGAUUAAUGUCACAAAGCUUUUCCUGCCUCCUCAAGGUGGGCCAAGGGACGGGCUUCGUGACAUGGAGGUAGGCAUUUCACAGUAGUGCGUCGUUGCUCCAGUCAAACCAUUCCAAACGGCACCGUUUACCAAUUAAAUGGGAAUUUAUUUUGGUCAAGACCAGCUGCUGUUCAAUAGACAUUAAGUUAAAACGUUGUACAGUGCAUUUUUUUUUUUAAUAAAUGUUUUUGCCUCAAAUAUUU
Molecule: messenger RNA, 3198 nt
Organism: Fundulus heteroclitus (mummichog)
Lineage: Eukaryota; Metazoa; Chordata; Actinopteri; Cyprinodontiformes; Fundulidae
Gene: dbf4b
Product: DBF4 zinc finger B
Exons: 12
Coding region: 144-2537 (797 amino acids)
Biological process (GO): regulation of cell cycle phase transition; positive regulation of nuclear cell cycle DNA replication
Cellular component (GO): Dbf4-dependent protein kinase complex; nucleus
Molecular function (GO): zinc ion binding; protein serine/threonine kinase activator activity; nucleic acid binding
Source: RefSeq, a predicted model, not a curated record